Molecule: messenger RNA, 1218 nt
Organism: Rhinocladiella mackenziei CBS 650.93
Lineage: Eukaryota; Fungi; Ascomycota; Eurotiomycetes; Chaetothyriales; Herpotrichiellaceae
Product: trimethyllysine dioxygenase
Exons: 1
Coding region: 1-1218 (405 amino acids)
Biological process (GO): carnitine biosynthetic process
Cellular component (GO): mitochondrion
Molecular function (GO): iron ion binding; trimethyllysine dioxygenase activity
Source: RefSeq, a predicted model, not a curated record
AUGACAAACCAAGAAGUCAUCAUCGACUUCAACAAGGGCACGGCGCUGCGCUAUCCCUCAUUCUGGCUCCGUGACCACUGUCCAUGUAGCGAAUGUCAGCACCCAACUACCCACCAGCGACAACUCGACACCUUCACGAUUGACCCGGAGAUCAAGGUAUCAAGCGUCGAAUCCACCCCGUCCGGGUUGGAAGUCACCUGGCCACCAUCAACCGCCACAGAACCAAAGCACACGAGCAUAUACCCAUGGGAGUGGCUCGAAACACACCCUCCCUUCAUCCAAGCGAGCAAAUCCCCUUCACAACCACAACCGCCGCUCCCAGCACAACGAUCAUGGACACAUAUCCCACCGGCGUCCUCGCCCUCUUCCCUCCCACGCGUCUCUUACGACUCCAUUAUGACGACCGAGUCCGGUCUGAUUUCAUUCCUUCACUCCAUCCACACGUACGGCCUCUGCUUCAUGCCCUCCACGCCCGCGACACCUGGCAGUACGCAAGAACUGAUCGAGCGCAUAUCACACAUCCGGGCUACCCAUUAUGGCGGCUUCUGGGACUUCACCAGCGAAGUCAACCCGAUCGACACGGCGUACACGAACGACCCGCUCCCCCCCCACACGGAUACAACCUACUUCACCGACCCGGCAGGCCUCCAACUAUUUCACCUCCUCUCCCACACAUCGUCUUCAAGCGACGACCGGCCAGGGCAAGGCGGCGAAUCCACAUUCGUCGACGGCUUCGCCGCCGCCACCUACUUACACAGACACUUCCCUCAGCAUUACCAGGCUCUUUCAACCUACCCUAUCACAUCAGCAGCUCUGGGCUCGCCUGCCGGCUCAUUUCUCAACACCGCCUCUUCGCUCCAAGGGUAUCCGGUGUUGAACCACUCAUCCGCGUCGACGGGGAUGUCCUCGCCCUCGCCGGCAACGCUGGUGCAGAUACGCUGGAACAAUUUGGACCGCCUGGCACCACGCACGCCGAUAUUCCCCAACCAUACGGCGCUGAAGAACUGGUAUGCCGCCGCGCGUGAAUGGGCUCGCAUCCUCGAGAGCCCGGAAUUUCUCCUCACGGUGAAAUUGCAGCCAGGCGAGCCCGUCAUCUUUGACAAUUGGCGCGUCUUGCAUGGAAGGCUGGGCUUUGAAGGAAAGAGGAGGGUCUGCGGUGCGUACGUCGGUAUGGACGAUUUCAGGGCCAAGUGUCGGAGUCUCGGGAUCGAGGUGUAG